AUGACCCUUGACCCCCUCAGCUCCCUGCUGCACCUGCACAUCCUUCACAUGGGAGGGGUAGACUGGUACAGCUGUAAAACAGAAUGGGACGAGAUCAGCUGCUGGCCUCGGGCGCGGGUCGGCCAGUUAGCCAACGUUUCCUGCUCACAAGUCUUUCAGCACUUCUCCAGAAAUCAAGGAUACGUUUACAGGAACUGUACUGCCGACGGCUGGUCUGACAUGUAUCCGCCCUACGAGGAGGCCUGUGUGUUCAGCAAUGACAGCCAGUACGAGUCUGAGACCAGUUACCUCCAUACCUUCAGACAGCUCUACACUGUGGGCUAUGCCACCUCGCUCAUCUCCCUCAUCACUGCCAUCGUGGUGUUUGCAGCCUUCAGGAAAUUCCACUGCACCCGGAACUACAUCCACAUCAACCUGUUCUCCUCGUUCGUCCUGAGAGCCGGCGCCGUGUUGAUCAAAGACACGGUGCUGUUCGCCGAUGAGACCCUGGACCACUGCUCCAUGUCCACGACCGUGUGCAAGGCGGCCGUGGCGUUCUUCCAGUUCAGCAUCCUGGCCAAUUACUUCUGGUUGCUGGUGGAGGGCAUGUACCUGCAGACCCUGCUGGCUCUGACCUUCAUCUCGCAGAGGAAAUACUUCAGGUGGUACAUCCUGAUUGGAUGGGGGCUCCCGUCCACAGUCCUGCUCCUCUGGGUGUUAACGCGGGUCUUCUAUGAUGACAGAGGCUGUUGGGACGACACCGACAAUGUUGGGAUUUGGUGGAUUAUUAAAGGUCCAAUAACGGCCUCCCUGCUGAUCAACAUCGUCAUCUUCAUCAACGUGAUCCGGAUCCUGGUCCAGAAGCUCACGUCUUCGUCCAUGGCAGGAAACCACGACACGGGACACUUCAUGCGGUUGGCCAAAUCCACCCUGUUCCUCAUCCCUCUGUUCGGGAUGCACUACACGGUGUUCGCCUUCCUGCCGGAGAACACCGGCGUCUCGGCGCGACUCUACAUCGAACUGGGACUGGGAUCCUUCCAGGGCUUCGUGGUGGCUCUUCUCUACUGCUUCAUGAAUGGAGAGGUCCAAACCGAGCUGAGGAGGUGGAUGUGGAAGUGUCACCAUCAGAAUCACCUCACUCCAGCCAAGAGGAGCUUGACUCAGAUCAGCUUCCCUCUCAGACGGCCUCCGUCCAGCAGGAACGUCUCCUCGGUGUGA
Molecule: messenger RNA, 1197 nt
Organism: Salarias fasciatus (jewelled blenny)
Lineage: Eukaryota; Metazoa; Chordata; Actinopteri; Blenniiformes; Blenniidae
Product: pituitary adenylate cyclase-activating polypeptide type I receptor-like
Exons: 12
Coding region: 1-1197 (398 amino acids)
Biological process (GO): adenylate cyclase-modulating G protein-coupled receptor signaling pathway; cell surface receptor signaling pathway
Cellular component (GO): plasma membrane
Molecular function (GO): peptide hormone binding; G protein-coupled peptide receptor activity
Source: RefSeq, a predicted model, not a curated record